CCACUGUCCUUCCGGGUCCGGAAGGUGAUCCCAGCCCGGGGCUUUGUGCAGGAGCGGCGUGAGUGGGGUGCUAAAGCCGGGGUCGUCCACGUGCCGUGUCUUGUUCGGCCUGCAGCAUAGUGGCAGUUCACGAAUCAUGGAAAUUCGUGACUACUGCGCGUUCCGAAGCCUUUGCGAGAUGUGUUCAGUCGCGGCGUGACCCCCGCGUUAGGCAUUCACAGAGCGGAUUCGCGGUCCUCCCAGAAGCGGCUGGCUCGCUUCCUGCGCGGCGAGCCCCGGCGGGCGCUGGCCCCGCGCCCUGGCCGCGCCUUGUGCCCAGGCGUUUCUGCACUCAGGUUUGAGAUUCCUUGUUAAGAAUAUCCCAGCGGCGAAGCAACAGCAACUGGGAGUCAGCCGGAGCUCUAGCCGUGACUGCCAUUAGCUAGCGGUGCGUCACUGGAGAAGUGAAGAGGAAAAUGAGGCCCAUAGGAAAUAAGUGACUUACUGGAACAAGAUAACCCUUCUGGUGCAUGUCAGCAGGUGUCCAUCCAAGGUUCUUUUCCUGCCUAAUCAGGAGAAACAUGAACCAGAAGCUGUUGAAGCUGGAGAACUUGCUACAAUUGCACUGUAUUUGUAGGCAGCUGCAUAUCCUGGGUCAAAACAGACCAUUAUCUCAGUGGAGACAUGGGUUUUCCUCUGCUUACCUGGUGGGCACAGCACAGCCGUACGCCUGGCCCAGGCGGAGAGACCUGCUCAUCAGGACUGCUUUAUCGCAGUAUAGGCUACUAGUAACAAAGAAGGAAAAAAGACCAUGGAAAUCUCAGUUAUCUUCAACAAAAUCCAAAAAAGAAGUAGAAGUAUGGAUUGGAAUGACUGUUGAGGAACUGGCGAGAGCAAUGGAAAAAGAUAUAGAUUAUGUUUAUGAAGCUUUAUUGAACACUGCAAUUGAUGUAGAUUCCCUAGAAGCAGAUUCACAUUUAGAAGAAGUCUGGAUCAAAGAAGUGAUUAAGAAGGCAGGGAUGAAGUUGAAAUGGAGCAAAUUAAAACAGGACAAAGUGAGAGAAAAUAAGGAUGCCGUAAGAAGGCCUCAGGCAGAUGCAGCUUUAUUAACCCCAAGGUCCCCAGUUGUUACUAUAAUGGGCCAUGUUGAUCAUGGGAAAACGACGUUACUUGACAAACUUCGAAAAACUCAAGUGGCAGCAAUGGAAGCUGGAGGCAUCACUCAGCACAUUGGUGCCUUUCUUGUCACCAUGCCUUCUGGGGAAAAGAUUACCUUUCUUGAUACUCCAGGACAUGCUGCCUUUUCAGCAAUGAGAGCCAGAGGUGCUCAGGUCACUGACAUCAUUGUAUUGGUUGUAGCUGCAGAUGAUGGGGUGAUGAAACAAACUGUAGAAUCUAUUCAGCAUGCCAGAGAUGCUCAAGUUCCUAUCGUCCUUGCCGUAAACAAAUGUGACAAAGCUGAGGCUGAUCCUGAGAAGGUGAAAAAAGAGCUGCUGGCUUACGACGUGGUGUGUGAAGAUUAUGGAGGUGAUGUUCAGGCAGUGCAUGUCUCUGCACUGACGGGUGAUAAUCUGAUGGCUCUGGCCGAAGCAACAAUUGCGCUUGCAGAAAUGUUAGAAUUGAAAGCAGAUCCCACUGGUCCAGUGGAAGGAACAGUAAUAGAGUCUUUCACAGACAAAGGAAGAGGUCCUGUUACUACAGCUAUAAUUCAAAGAGGAACUUUGAGAAAAGGCUCGAUUCUGGUUGCUGGAAGAAGUUGGGCAAAAGUACGUUUAAUGUUUGAUGAAAAUGGAAAAACAAUCAAUGAGGCCUAUCCCAGCAUGCCAGUGGGAAUUAUAGGCUGGAAGGACCUUCCUUCUGCAGGAGAUGAAAUUCUUGAAGUAGAAUCUGAGUCAAGGGCACGUGAAGUUGUUGACUGGAGAAAGUAUGCACAAGAGCAGGAGAAAAAUAAAGAUGAUCUGAAAAUAAUAGAAGAAAAGCGAAAGGAACACCAAGAAGCUUAUCAGAAAGCCCGUGAGAAGUAUGGCACUUUGCACUGGAAGAAGAGAUCUUAUAUAAAGUACCUAGAAAGAAAAGAACAAAAAUCCUUAAAGCCAAAAGAGAAAGCAGAAAAAGAUUCAAAUGUACUUCCUGUAGUUAUUAAAGGUGAUGUUGACGGUUCCGUUGAGGCAAUUUUGAACAUUUUGGCUUCCUACGAUGCUUCACACGAAUGUGAACUAGAAUUAGUACAUUUUGGAGUGGGUGAUAUUAGUGAGAAUGAUGUUAACCUUGCUGAAACAUUUGAUGGUAUUAUAUAUGGUUUUAAUGUGAAUGCAAGCAAUAUUAUCCAGCAAUCAGCUGCAAAAAAAGGAGUCAAAGUUAAACUUCACAAAAUCAUUUACCGUUUAGUUGAAGACUUACAAGAGGAACUGAGCAGUAGAUUGCCCUGUGCAGUGGAAGAGCACCCAAUAGGUGAAGCUUCAAUCCUUGCUACCUUCUCUGUAACAGAAGGGAAGAAAAAAGUGCCUGUGGCUGGCUGCCGAGUCCAAAAGGGACAUUUAGAAAAACAAAAAAAAUUUAAAUUAAUCCGUAAUGGACAUAUUAUUUGGAGGGGCUCACUAACUUCACUGAAACACCAUAAAGAUGACGUUUCGAUGAUCAAAACUGGAAUGGAUUGUGGCCUCAGUUUAGAUGAAGAAAAGGUAGAAUUUAAAGUGGGUGACGAAAUUGUUUGUUAUGAAGAAAGGGAAGUUUUAGCUAAGACUUCUUGGGAUCCAGGAUUUUAAAUUAUAUUAAAAAUGGGUUGGGCAUUUGGAACGGAGUGCCUGGUUCUGAGUCUGGGCUUCUCACUUGAAGUUCUUGCUAAGAUGCACCCUGGGAGGCAGAGGAUGGCUCAGGUACUUUGGUCUCUGCCACUCCCAAGGCAGGCCCAGAUUGAGCUCCAAGCUCCUGGCUUUGGUCCUGGCCCAAAGCAUUUGUGGGUAUUUGGGUGAGCCUGUGAAUGGAGGAUAUGUCUGCCUUUUGAUUAAAAUGAAAAUUUU
Messenger RNA from Lepus europaeus (European hare), 2999 nucleotides. It is a transcript of the gene MTIF2, whose product is annotated as mitochondrial translational initiation factor 2. The transcript is spliced from 16 exons. Gene Ontology annotation, molecular function: GTP binding; translation initiation factor activity; GTPase activity. Gene Ontology annotation, biological process: translational initiation. Lineage: Eukaryota; Metazoa; Chordata; Mammalia; Lagomorpha; Leporidae. The record is from RefSeq and is a predicted model, not a curated record. Bases 510 to 2744 code for a protein of 744 amino acids.